Messenger RNA from Bactrocera oleae (olive fruit fly), 1554 nucleotides. RefSeq names its product ciliogenesis-associated TTC17-interacting protein. Lineage: Eukaryota; Metazoa; Arthropoda; Insecta; Diptera; Tephritidae. The record is from RefSeq and is a predicted model, not a curated record.
AUUAUCUAAAAGUAGGCGGUGCCAAGCCCUUUUGAUUGUUUUCAAAAAGUUUUGACUUAACAUUAUCAUGAAGAUUUAUUUCAUAACAAUUAUCAAACGUACAUAUUUUCAACAUAGAUUCAUUUAGGCAAUUAAAUCGUAUUUACAUACACAUUUAUAAUAUAUAAUUAUAUUAAUUAUAUAACUUUAUAAGCUACUUUAUAAUGGAUUUCGGCUUAUUUGAACCCUGCAGACUAGACGAUAUUACUGAACCGCGUCCAGAGGAUGCAUGGGAGUACAAACCUUGCCAGAAAAAAUUCGUUAUGCGACCGGAAGAUGAAAUAAGUGUAGACAGCAUCAUUUCUGCGUUGCUCUCAAAAAUCGAAUCAACUGAAGAGCAGUUCAAAGAAUGUCAAUGGGGCGUUGCCGCUAAAGAAAUGCAUAAUGAAAAGCAGUCUUUACUCUUCGAAGAAAAACUCUAUAUAUCACAGGUUAAAGCAGGACCUUGCAAACUAAAUGAGGAAAACAAAAUCUUUUUAGAAAGUGAACUCAAUGAAGUUGGAUACAUGAAACUUAGCAUAGAGGAAAGCUAUGAUGGUUAUGUUGUAUUCAGUCGGAGUCAAAUGGCGAAGGGCAGAAGCAGGAGCAUGUGUGGGCAUUGCUUGCGAGGAAAAUAUAAUGACAAAUUGUUGCUAAUCGUGGAAAAACGAAGUGAAUUCGAUUACAUAGACAAAGCCAGAAUUGAGAAAAAUAUGGAAGCCCGAAUCAAAGAAAACACGUUGUUACUUAUUCGAGAAACGAAAAUUAGUACAGAUUCUCAAAAAUUCAAAGCUGAAAUUAAUGUCAAAGACAGGGAGCCAGUAUUUAUCAUGGACGGUGGUGUACAACUGCUAAUGCGAUAUUUGAUAAUCAAUAAUUUUGUUGGGAACUUUGAAUACUAUACUUUAAAUCUAUACGGAAAAGUGUUGCGUGGUAUGAUCACUGUAGAAAAAGAACGCAAAAUGCGCAUAUUCUAUCGCAACUUCAAUAACGUUAUAGUUGUUAAGAAUGUUAAAUAUUUUAAUGAAGUGGCUAAGAAACACGAAACGUACUUUGCAUCCAAUGGAAAAAUAGUUUUGCAUUUUUGGCCCAGAUAAUAUUAUUUAUUACAUGCGAUACGUUCACCUCCGAAACCUAUUGAACAUUUACCGAAACUGGAAUUAAUGUGGAAAUCUGAUAAUUUGCUAUUUAAGCAUUAUCAAAGAAGAAAACUCACGUUAGAGAAUGUCCAGUGCUAUUUACACAACCACCCCGAAAUCGUGGAUUUAUUUUACGAUUACAUACACAGCUUGCUACAAAAGAAACCAGAAGUGGUGUUCCCAUUUUCAAUAAUUUUCCAAAAUAUAAAGAAUACUUACUAAGAUUUAUCUUCAGAUUAGUGCCAUACAUAUCUUGGACCGCAGUUUAAAUAAAAUUGUUUUUGAAUAAAUGAGGAAAUUUAGUUUUUGCUCAUAGUUUUUCUAACUUUUGACCUUAAAAUUUACGUGAUUUGUAUAACGAAUUAUAUUAGAAAUAAAUAUUAAACCGAAAAUAUAA